Loxodonta africana (African savanna elephant) is the source of this 1133-nucleotide messenger RNA. Its product is annotated as olfactory receptor 6B2-like. Gene Ontology annotation, cellular component: membrane. The record is from RefSeq and is a predicted model, not a curated record. Lineage: Eukaryota; Metazoa; Chordata; Mammalia; Proboscidea; Elephantidae. Gene Ontology annotation, molecular function: G protein-coupled receptor activity; olfactory receptor activity. The coding region runs from base 1 to 939 and encodes 312 amino acids. Gene Ontology annotation, biological process: G protein-coupled receptor signaling pathway. The transcript has a single exon.
AUGAGAGGAGAGAAUAUCACCAAGGUCAGUGCCCUCAUUCUGGUAGGCUUCCCCACAGUCCGCGGCAUGCAGUAUGUGCUAUUCAUCAUCUUUCUAUUCACAUACCUCUUUGUCCUGGUGGAGAACCUAGCCGUUAUCCUCACCAUCUGGAGCAGCACCUCCCUUCAUAGGCCCAUGUACUACUUUCUGAGCUCCAUGUCAUUCUUGGAGAUUUGGUACGUGUCAAAUAUCAUCCCCAAGAUGUUGGACGGCUUCCUACUGCAGAGGAAGUGCAUCUCCUUUGUGGGAUGCAUGACUCAACUCUACUUCUUCAUCUCCCUGGUUUGCACAGAGUGUGUGCUCCUGGCCUCGAUGGCCUAUGACCGCUACGUUGCCAUCUGCCAUCCCCUGCGCUACCAAGUCAUCAUGACUACAGGACUCUGUGUCCAGCUAGUGGCCUUUUCCUUUGCAAGUGCCUUCACUGUCUCUGUGAUCAAAGUUUACUUUAUCUCCAGAGCUAAAUUCUGUGGCUCCAUUGUCUUGAACCACUUUUUCUGUGACAUUUCCCCUGUCCUCAAACUAGCCUGCACAGACUUCUCAACUGCAGAGCUGGUGGACUUCAUUCUGGCCUUCAUCAUCCUGGUGUUCCCACUGGUGGCCACAGCGCUCUCCUAUGGACACAUCACCCUGGCUGUCCUGCGCAUCCCUUCAGCCACCGGCCGUUGGAAGGCCUUCUCCACCUGUGCCUCCCACCUCACUGUAGUCACCAUCUUCUACAUGGCCAUGAUCUUCAUCUAUGUCCGACCCCAGGCCAUUGAUUCCCGGAGCUCCAAUAAGCUCAUCUCUGCUGUUUACACUGUUCUCACUCCGAUAAUAAACCCUUUGAUCUACUGUCUGCGGAACAUGGAGUUUAAGGAUGCCUUGAAGAAGGCUUCGGGCUUUGGUCAUGCUCCAUCAUAGGGCAACAAAUGUUAUAGAAACUAAUUUGUGUUGAUAAUAAAAUAACACUUCCAUGCCACUUCGUGCUUUGUAAUGUGAAAUUUGAGAUGAAGUUCAACACAUAGCCCUGGUGGUGCAAUGGUUAAGCAAUCAGCUGCUAACCAAAGGGCUGGCAGAUCAAAUCCAACAGCCGUUCCUUGGAAACCCUAUGGAGC